Messenger RNA from Pollicipes pollicipes, 3540 nucleotides. It is a transcript of the gene beta4GalT7, whose product is annotated as beta-1,4-galactosyltransferase 7. Gene Ontology annotation, cellular component: Golgi apparatus. Lineage: Eukaryota; Metazoa; Arthropoda; Thecostraca; Pollicipedomorpha; Pollicipedidae. The transcript is spliced from 6 exons. Gene Ontology annotation, biological process: carbohydrate metabolic process; proteoglycan biosynthetic process. The coding region runs from base 166 to 1227 and encodes 353 amino acids. Gene Ontology annotation, molecular function: xylosylprotein 4-beta-galactosyltransferase activity. The record is from RefSeq and is a predicted model, not a curated record.
GUGUCUGACCUCAGGGCAGGUCUCAAAAAUUGCGUCCUCUAGGAAUUACCUCAUUGCACAGAAUUGACUUGUAAAGUUUUCAAGGCGAUCAAACGAGCCGUUUUGGAGAACGUGCGUGUCUGCUUCAAAUACUAGUUUUUUAGACCCUAAGGACACUGCAGAAUAAUGAGAAUAACAACAGUAUUAUCCUCAAGACUCUUUCUGCUGGUUGUUAUUGGUGUGCUCUUGAUGUGCAUUGGGCUACUAUGGCCAGGAAUCCAUGAAGCAGUGCCAUGCACAGCACCAGAGGUGGAGUCUGAUUUGAUGGCCAAGCGACUGGUGGCACCACCACCCGCCCCCUGCUCUGGAACAGUGACAGUACAGCCUGAGCCGGACACCACCAACUGGGGCAACCACACGCUUGGUGUAGUGGUACCCUUUCGUGACCGUUUUGAGGAGAUGCUCAUCUUUGUGCCUUACAUGCACCGCUUCUUGAACCACCAGAAGGUCAAGCAUCGCAUCUACAUUGUCAACCAGAUCGAUGCGUACCGUUUCAACCGCGCCUCCCUGAUCAACGUGGGCUACCUGCGUGCGCGCGAGCAGUGCGACUACUUCGCCAUGCAUGAUGUGGACCUUCUUCCGCUGAACCGCAACCUGUCGUAUGGUUUCCCGGGCCAGAAGCUAUUCCACGUGUCUUCGCCCGAGUACCACCCUCGUUACCACUACCCGAAGUUCAUCGGUGGUAUUCUCAUCAUCACGAUGGAGCACUUCGCCAAGGUGAAUGGCAUGAGCAACAACUACUGGGGCUGGGGCCUGGAGGAUGAUGAGUUCUACACGCGGGUCCGCGCCGCUGGUCUGGAGAUCGCCCGGCCCACCAACCUCACUACCACUGUCAAAGACACGUUCAGGCACAUUCACGACCGACGGGUGCGCAAGCGAGACAUGGAGAAGUGCUUCAACCAGGCGGCCGUCACCCACAAACGGGACCGGAUCACGGGAGCCGACAGCGUCGACUACAAAAUACUCAAGGCUAACCAGCUGACAAUAGACGGGGCGGACGUCGAGGUGCUGAACGUGCGCCUUCAGUGUGACCACACGCGGACGCCGUGGUGCGACUGCUCGGGCCAGGCGAGCGACCAGGCCUCCGCCAAGGCGACCGCGGCGGCCUCCAAAGCCGGCCACGCCAAGACGUCGGCCGGCCGUGCGGCGGCGGACGCCAAAGCCGGGGAGUCGCCGGCGGCGGCGUGAGCUCUUCUGUUCUGGCGGUUACGGUGAAAUUAUAGGAAAUGGUCGGUAUGCUCAGUAGUUGAGUUGUGAGACAGAUUCAGGGAUGCCGGAUCUUCCAGUCAUCGAUUUGAGAUUGAACUGUGUCACGACUCCGUACUGCUGGACGAAGACGCGAUUAACGUGUUCCAGUAGCAGCACAGGUGUUUGCGAUUAUUUUAAUGAAGCUUUCCGAUUACCACGUUAUUGCAGGAUAUUGUACUUGCGAGAAGAUAGGUGACCUUUAAGCCCUAACAAGCUGACACUGACACGGACAGAUCAGAAGUCUGGUUGGGGACACGGUUUCUUGGCGUUGGCCGGUCCAUCGUGGGCCGGCGCUGGACUGGAGCCCAUCGCUAGCAGUGGUCGGCAUAGGGCGGCGAGUCGCCUCCUCUUGCCUCGUCCUGUCUUCCCUAUACCCAUGUAAUGAUUGCAAACGCUGAAAACCCGUGCCCCGAACUAGACUUCUGAUUGUCACUUAUCCACCAGCCUACAAGUUUUCGGCAGCAAACAGGCAAAACAUGGCUUAAAAGGUCAUCUACUCACGUGGUUUUAAUGCCACUGAUGCGAGAAACUGCUGUUCUGGGCGGACCGCGCAUGUGCAAGUGUGCCCGUGCCGGCGUAUGGUGUAAUGGACGGACGGUCAAGUAACUUCUACUUCUACAGCUCCUAAGAACGUAUUUCAGAGGUCUGCUGUCUGCUUUGAAAUCGCGUAAUUUGGCUGUGAAUCGAUGGAUGUAAAGAGCGGAUGAGAUCACAUGAGUUGACGGGAUGAAAUCGGGCCAUUUAGUCGUGUGCGUGAUCGGACUCGGCCUCGUGGCAGUGCGCCAUGACAACCGGUUCGUCCGUGCCAGUCGUCCGCCCAUCCACCAUCCAGCUGGCCAGUAGUCUGCACAUGCUCAACCUGAUGUAGCUGUCCGUGACGGACACUGACAGUGGUCGCAUGUACUUUGAACGUGGACGAAUUAGUCGUGUGUUUCCGGUGGUGGCAUCCUGACUUAAUAUCUCGUUCGGUGCUUGAUUUCUUUCUGGUUACUGCCGCGAGUUGCUGCAAUUUUUACUUGCUUUGACAUAUGUACUCCGUCAAUUUGUAUUAUUGGUGGUGUCGUCUUUUGGCACAAUGACCUUUUUGUUCAGGACAUUGUGAUGUUAAAGACUUGUGCGGGUUUUGUAAACUUUUCUGUUCAUAUUGCAGUUUCAUCAAAUGGAGUGUCAUAUUCACGCUCGCAAAAGCAAAUGUGAUUGAAGCGCCCUAAAGCCACGGACCCACGCUGUUCCAAAUUGCGCGCAAAAGACAUCGAAAACCGACAUACAUACAUAUAUAUAUAUAUAUAUAUAUAUAUAUAUAUAUAUAUAUAUAUAUGUAUAUGCAUGUAUGUGUGUGUGUGUGUGUGUCGGUCUCUCCUCGUCUCUAUGACUGCCUGUCCGUCUUUGUCCGUCCAUCUUCUGUUGCUGUCUCUGUUACUAUACUCGCCUCAAUCUCUGUUGUCGAAAGCCGACCCAUUCCCGGUGUGUGCGUGGAUGAGCCUGCUUAGUCCGUGGUUUCACAGUUUUUUGCUCUUAAAACGUGGCUUAGGUUCAUGCAUUGGCAUUGUGGAGAACUCUGGAGCACUGUUCUUCCCUGAGAGAGAAUGGGCAAUGAGGAGAUUUCGCGCUCGUCCUAACAAUCGACGAGUUUGUUUUGUAAUAUUUUUCCCAACGCUUUAUCAAUGUGUUACAUCCACUUGCCGUAUUGUUUAAAGCAUUAUAUGCUCCCUUGCUGAAUGCAAUAACGGUGGAUUUCAUGGAUGCAUAGGUCAGUAGGAUAGGUUGUUAUCAACUGCGUUGUACUCUAUGGUUCAUGACUGCAUUAGGUGGUGGGUUUUCAUGCUGUAGCAGGGUAUGAGACGUUAUUACGUAAUUUGUUCAAAUGUGUGGUGGUAGCCAAUGAUCACUCCCUCUUUUGUGAUAAGCGUGUGGUUUUCUGGCCUGUACUCGCGGUCAUAUUUUCGAUACAGUUCUCAGAUCACGACCGCCAUUUUGUUUGCGCCUUUCCGUGAAUGCGUACAGCGCGGUGCUGGCUCGCCAGGCCCGAUGUACCGGUGCGCCGCUCAUGCCUGAACGACGGAUAUAGUGGUGUCUCGUCGCAUGUUCCUGUGGCGUUGGGUGGCGGCCGACCUGGUCCUGCACCGCUCGGCCGUCUGUCAGGUUAGGCGCGGGUGGCGUCGGCUCCGUCCGACGCGCCGGGCUGCCAUCGGCAGCCCUGCCAGGCGCUGCUUCCAAUGGCAAACCUUGCCCAAAUACAUAGUGAAAACUUGC